Cutaneotrichosporon oleaginosum is the source of this 609-nucleotide messenger RNA. RefSeq lists its product as uncharacterized. The record is from RefSeq and is a predicted model, not a curated record. NCBI's taxonomy places the organism in Eukaryota, Fungi, Basidiomycota, Tremellomycetes, Trichosporonales, Trichosporonaceae. Gene Ontology annotation, molecular function: protein kinase activity; ATP binding. Gene Ontology annotation, biological process: protein phosphorylation.
AUGACCAACAGUGACGCAGGCUCCACUCUGAACCCCCAACUGCGACGGCCCCGGCUGGUUGGCGAGUCGUCCACGGGCCCAACGACACCACCCGAAGGCGAGAUCACUGAGCCCGUUGUUCACGUUGGCAGGCGUCUCGGUCGAGGGCGCACAGGUGAAACAUUCUUUGGUUUGUUAGCGGACGUGCCUGCGGCCAUCAAGGUCGCCCACGCUCAAGAGGCCCAAGAGGAAUUGCGACACGAGACAAGCUUUUACGCGGGCCCGCUGCGCGAGCUCGAGGGCGACGUUGUGCCCCAUUUCGUGGGGCUCUACGAAGGUGUCUGGAACAGCGGAAGAGUCCUCGCUGCUGUCAUGGAGUACGUCGGCGAGCCGAUUGGAGUCGACGAGGACAUGGCAUGGGGCUGGUUCUCCCUUGAGGAUCGCACGGCGAUCCGCACGCUAUACCGGAAGCUGCACGAGAAGGGCGUGUCGCACGGCGACAUGAGGAUGGCGAACACGAUGCGCGCUGCAGACGGCAAGAUCCGUCUUGUGGAUUUCGCUGAUGCGAUGACGGAGACCCUGGAAUCGGAGGCCAAUGUAGCCGACUUUUAUCUCGGACGGCACGAGUAG